UUAUUUCAUCGUUGACUGGUAGAAAAUGUGGCGGUUGUUGUCUUUCGUGGCAAUUUUUCUACCGAUAGCAACUUUUGAGAUUAAUAAUGAAGUAUGUAACACUACUGCGUUAAGUUAUGAUUUUAUAACAUGUCGGGAUCUUUUCGGAAAAGGAAUAGACUUUAAUGCAUUGCCAACUGGAACAUCAUGUGAACUUACAGAUAAAAGUGGAAAAUUGAUGAAAUAUGUGACAUGCACGUCAAAAGGAUGGUCAGAUGCAGAAAUCAACAAUGUACAUGAGGGAAACAAAUCCCACGUUAGCAGAAAUGGCAGACAGAAACGCUUUCUUGGGUUUUUUCGUAGGAUUUUCCACGCCAUUGGAUGUUUUUUCUUUGGCUGUCAUCGUCGGCCACGAGACAAAACACCUCCAUCUAUGGCUGGAGUUUGUAAUGGAGAUAUACACAAAAAUGCUGACAAAUAUCAAGUUAAUACCCAAGUCUGGUGGCCUGAACACCCUGCAAGUGAUGAUUUUGACGGAAGUGUCUCUACAAGAAUGCGCCGUGGAUAUCCACCUGGCCAUUAUUUCUCGGGGGAAACGGAAAUUGCCUAUACAGCACAAGAUCGAUCUGGAAACAUGAACUCUUGUUCUUUUCGUGUUAUAGUAAAGGUUAUUCGAUGUCCUACAAUUCCCCAUGUACAAGAUGGUUAUUAUAUAUGUCAUCCUAGCGAAGACAUGAUUUAUGGGGCUGUUUGCAGAUUCGGCUGCUACGCUGGACACGAACUAUCGGGAGGAAAUAAAGAAAUUGCGUGUACAAAGUCAGGAACGUGGUCUGGAAUGAUUCCUCAUUGCCAAAAGAUAAAAUGCCCACGUUUCACACCAUCUACAAAUUCCUUACGUUAUACAUGUACUGAUGAAUUCAACUUUAGAAGUAUAUGCACAUAUAGUUGCCCAGAAGGGUAUGAUAUUACAAAUGGGAUGUCACGUGUGCGCGUUUGUACACAAUAUAAAACAUGGAGGGGCAGCCAACCUAAAUGCACAGAUACUGAACCCCCAAAGUUUUCAAUGUGUCCUGGAACUGUUUAUGCUUAUUCGGCAAGAAAUUCCUUAGAAGGCCAAGGCAUAUGGACAGAACCUACUGCAAAGGAUAAUCACGAUAAGGUUAUCAAAGUUAAAAGAUCAGGAAAAAUAUUCCCUGGCAAAACAAUAUCUGCAGGUACUUACACAAUAAGUUACAAUGCAGAGGAUUCGACAGGAAACAAGGCUUAUCCAUGCAUUACAAAAAUUGUUAUGAAAGUUAUCAGAUGUCCAAAUAUUUAUCCAACCCCAUUCCAGAAUGUACUGUGCCCUUCGGGAACAAAGUAUGGAAGCUCUUGUCAUUUUUCAUGUGACAUGGGGACCACAAUUAAUGGAACAAACAAUGUUGUUUGUGAGAGAAAAAAUGGCAAGCCUUAUGGGUAUUGGACAUGGGGAAGUAAUCAACCUUACUGUGAGGUUAUACAAAAAUGUGCAAAAACACCAAACGUUCCAGACCAUGGUGCAUUAGCAUGUGAUAAUUGGCUUGGAGGACAGUUUUGUCAAAUGCUAUGCAGAAGCGGUUAUGAUGUUUCGCCUGGUAGGGACUUUGAAGAAAUGUUAGUGUGUGGAGAAAGCGGCGAGUGGCUACCAAAGUCUGCACUUCCCCUUCCACCUUGUUCAAGGAAUAGAUUUUCAAGAGGUGGCUAUUUAAGGAUGUCCGCUAACUAUUACUUUGAUGGUGACUGUACUGAACCAAAGACCAUUGAGGAAAUUAAAAAGAAGUUCAUUCAGACACUUAACUCAUCAACACUUUAUGAAUCCGCAUGUUCACUUUCAGGAGACAAAUGCAGUGUUGAAAAUGUUCAGGUACGAUGUGAUAAUAAUACAAGACGAAAGCGAUCUUUGGAGAUGAUGAUUAACUUUGAUGUAGCAUUUAAAGUUAAUAACAUUUCAAUAGAAUCUUUGAGUCGACUGCAACAAAACCUAAUGUCAUCUUUGAAAGAGUCUCAAAUGAAAGGGGAGCUUGAUAUUUUUCUGAAUUCCACCGGUGUUAUGCGCAUGCAAAGCAUAGAUCAUGGAAAAAUCCAACUUCUGUGCCCAACUGGAACUAUUGCAUCAUACCAUACAUGGUCCUGUCUGGAAUGCAGUCCCGGAACGUUCUACGACAAUGCCACACAAACAUGUCCGCAGUGUAAAAAAGGAUUUUUUCAAGAUAAAGAAGGUCAGAAUUCCUGCAUUAAGUGCCCAAGCAAUAGAAAAACUAAGUCAAUAGGAUCAAAAAGCAUCAACGAGUGCACUGAUGCUUGCGAGCCUGGAAGUUUUUCCUCAGAUGGAACCCCACCGUGUUCUUUAUGUCCCGUUGGUACAUACUCCUCCAUAUUUGGAGCUACUGUUUGCAUUUCUUGUCCCUAUUCUCUUUCAACUGAAAAUGAGGGUGCGGAUGAUGUCUCACAAUGUAAAGAAUUUGAUCUCUGGUUAUCUGAAAAUAGGAGUAUGGCGUCUUUGGACUUUCAAGCAACCAACAACUACAAAAGUUUCAUUUUUUCAUUCUGGCUACAAAGAGACAUCCAAUCGUUAUUUAUUUAUACUUUGACUGACAUUAAGAAUAGCACCAGAAUACAAAUCAGUAUCAAUAAAGAAAACAUUUCACUGUUUACAAUAAGUAAAUCCGAAAAUAUGUCGAUUGCAAUGGACAAAGAAUGGCAUUACCUUCUGAUAAAAGCCGGUGAUUCAGCUUUAGAAAUGUACAUUGACAAUGACAUAAAAUAUAGAGUGGAUAAUGGGUUCACGUUCAUGGACAACGAAAGCUAUGAUGUGAAAUUUCAUGGCAAAGGAAAAGUCUCCCAGUUUAAUAUAUGGUCAAAUAACACCGAAAAUACCAACCCUUCAUUGUUAGAGAGUGUAAAGAAAAGAUCCUGCUUUCUCCAUAAUGUUGGAGAUAUUCUUUCAUGGAAACAAUUCGAAAACACACAUUUUGAGAGGACAUUCAAACAAAUUCCGAGUGAAUGUGAUGAUCUAGAUAGUUGUAAAUCUAAUCCUUGUAUUAACGGAGCCUGCCAGGACAAACUGGAUGGAUUUGAAUGUCACUGUUUUUAUGGUUUCUACGGCAAGACGUGCGAUGGAAACAUUGACGAUUGUACAGACAAUGCUUGUGAUAAUAAUUCAACUUGUGUAGACGGGGCUUCAAAUUACACUUGUGUGUGUUUGGAUGGAUUUAAGGGUGAUCUUUGUGAAAUAGCAAUGGUUGAUGGAAGCUGGGGAAAGUGGGGAGAGUGGACACCUUGUUCAGUUACGUGUGGAAAUGGCACACAGCAACGAAAGAGGUUCUGCAAUCAUCCUGCACCAGAUAACGGUGGUCAGCAGUGCCCAGAAAACGAAUUUGAUGUUAAACCUUGCAUGAUGGAUGAGUGCACAGUAUGUGACAAUCUCACUAUCACUGAUCAUGUCUUGUUGAGAUGUAAAAACGACUCAGAGAACAUAAAUUGUACAAUCUCGUGCGAGGAAGGUUACGACUUUGAUCAUCCAGUUAAACCGUAUUAUUUAUGUGGGCCAUUAACCUAUAAUCUCUGGGAUUUUAAAACUUCGGAUAACCCCGAUGGAAAACUUCCCCAAUGUAUUGAAACAAAAAAUAGUACUCAGUUGUCCUUCAUGUAUUCAGCAUCCUACAUUGAUCUUAUGUGUGAUACCACUGAGAAAGUUGCUGACUCAAAGACUGAGAUUCCACAAAAGGUGAAAACCGGCAUGGAAACUCUUGAUUGUAUUACAGAUGGUCUAUGUUCAGUUGAGCUAAUAAAUGUUGCCAACUGUCACCGGCGGACAAAAAGAGAAGCUGAAAAUAAGACUGUUGGAUUUCAGUUGAAACUCGCCUGUAACUCUCGAAUAUACAACAGUCAAGAGUGUUAUAAUAUUCUUCAUGAUGCUUUGGUUUCACUUCUGACGCAAACUCAGUCACAUAAAUUCAGUGCAAUGAUCCAAAGUCAAACGUAUCAUAUUCAGCCAUCAUCUGCUCAUGUUGAAUCCUUUGUUAAAUGUCCCACCGGAACAGUGCCUGCCGAUAUAUACUGUGUUGAGUGUUCCCCUGGGAGAUUCUACAAAUCCAAUGAAUGUGUGAAAUGUGACUUUGGGACGUACCAGGACGAGAGUGGGAAGUUUUCCUGUAAGGAAUGUCCAGAUGGAACAACAACUCCUGGCCGAGAAUCUAGAUCCGCCACUGAAUGUUCUGUGCUUGUGUCAAAGAAUAACCAUGAAAACUUGUUCAUAAUAGUGGGAGUUUUAACAGCUGUUUUGUGUCUUGGCAUCUUUGCUAUUACAAUGAUUGUUAUUAAAAAACGUUUAAAUAAAUUUAGAAAAGACGAAAGCCAAUUAUUUACCAAAGUUAGAUGCAAAUAUGAGAUGGAGAAACCCCUUCGCUUUGAACC
Molecule: messenger RNA, 4413 nt
Organism: Saccostrea cuccullata (small rock oyster)
Lineage: Eukaryota; Metazoa; Mollusca; Bivalvia; Ostreida; Ostreidae
Exons: 25
Molecular function (GO): calcium ion binding
Source: RefSeq, a predicted model, not a curated record